Molecule: messenger RNA, 2196 nt
Organism: Malania oleifera
Lineage: Eukaryota; Viridiplantae; Streptophyta; Magnoliopsida; Santalales; Ximeniaceae
Product: AT-hook motif nuclear-localized protein 1
Exons: 5
Coding region: 830-1828 (332 amino acids)
Molecular function (GO): minor groove of adenine-thymine-rich DNA binding
Source: RefSeq, a predicted model, not a curated record
GGAAUGGCUCCUACCUUAGCUUUACAGCUUUAAAUAAUUAAAUGACAAUUUUAAAUUAAAAAGCAAUUUUCUUUUCCCAAAUUUCUUUAUUUUUAUAUUCGAAUUUUCUAUCUCUGCCAUUUAUUAAAUUCCUUUUAUUAAAUUUCCAAGACGGACGUGAACCAUUUUCUUAACUAAAAUCUAUACUUUGAAUUUUGCAGUUUAAAAUAUUAAUUAUUAAUUAAUUUUGCAAUAUUUUAUCCAUAUUUUUCUUUUAUUUUAUUUUCCAUUUUUCUACUUUUUAUUUCCUUCUCCUCCUUUUCUGCAAAACCCUAAAUUUCACAACCGCUUGAAGAAAUUCUGAAAUCAGAUGAGAAAUUUUGGUAAUUUUUUUCAAAAAUAUUGAAUAAUUUUUUUGGGGUAAUCUAGUGUCGCCAUUGUAGCUCUGUUCAUGCUCUGCAAUGGCGAAAAUUUAAGCCGGGAGUUUGGAGUCUGUUACAUUAAGUGAAUCCAACUCCAGAAGUUGCUGCAGUUAGCUCUAGAGUUAUCCAGGUUCUUAAGCGGGUCUCUGAGUUCAGGUUUACUGGGUUCGAAGCAGAGUUUUUCGUUGUUGGGUUUUUGCUUUUGUGUUCGAAUUCAUUUUCCUUACGAGUAUUGAAUUUAUUUUUUUGGUGUUUUUGUUGUAAGGAGGUGUUUUCGGUUCUUCUGAGUUUGAUAAAAGUCUUAAUCUUCUGUCCGUGGGUUUAGGGUUUUAGGUUCUGUUUCUGUUCAUUCUUCUUCGUUCUUGAGUUUGAGGAGGCUUGGAUCUUUGAUGAGUGGGUUUUAGAGUUACUCUCUGUGGGGUUUACGUAUGGAGGGGACAGAAGGGAUGAGUUCUGGGGUUACGGUGAAGGGGGAGGAAGCUCCGGAGAGCUACCGGGUGGCGGCGAGGAGCGAAAACCCUACUCCAUUUGUUGGAUCAACAAUGGCGGCUACGCCGCCGGUUAGUGUUCCUAUGCCGAGCACAGAAGGGAAGAAGAAAAGAGGGAGGCCCAGAAAGUAUGGCCCAGACGGUAGGGUCACACUGGCAUUGUCUCCCAUGCCGAUUUCGUCGUCAAUCCCACUGACCGGAGACUUCUCGGCCUGGGACCGGGGUAAAGGGCGGCCCUUCGAACCAUCGUCGAAGAAGAAAAAUAAGUUUGAGUUGGAGAGCUCAGGUGAGCGGAUUGCGUACUCUGUUGGUGCAAAUUUCACUCCUCAUGUGAUCACUGUCAAUGCUGGUGAGGACGUUACUAUGAAGAUUAUAUCAUUUUCUCAACAAGGAUCUCGAGCAAUUUGCAUUCUAUCUGCUAAUGGAUCAAUUUCAAAUGUUACACUUCGUCAGCCUAAUUCUUCAGGGGGCACUUUGACAUAUGAGGGACGUUUUGAAAUACUUUCUUUGACUGGUUCGUUCAUGCCAACUGAUAAUGGAGGAACAAAGAGCAGAUCUGGUGGGAUGAGUGUUUCUUUGGCAGGGCCAGAUGGCCGUGUUGUUGGGGGAGGACUUGCUGGUUUACUAGUAGCUGCAGGCCCUGUUCAGGUGGUUGUAGGCAGUUUCCUACCUGGACAUCAGCAGGAGCAAAAGCCCAAGAAACAGAGAACUGAGCCAGUGUCAGUUGCCACUCCAAUUAGUGCCCACCCCAUCCACAGAGAAGAAACAGAAGGUGGGUAUGGAGGGCAAAAGCCAAGUAUCACAUCUCCUCGUGGAGAUAACUGGGCUUCUUUGAACUCUGUGCAGGGCUCAACCAAUCCUGCCACUGACAAUAAAGCAUCGUUCCCUGGAGGGGAAUCUAGGGCACCCAACCAUUCAAAUUGCGAUGCUUCUAGCUGAUCUUUGCUGCUUGUCAUCAUUGUUUCUCCGGACUCAGGCAAGCAUUUGGCCAUACUCCCCUGUCUGACAGCUAUAUAGACUCAUUGGCUAUUUAUUAUUGCACGAUGAACCAAGGAUUAACACCAUGCUGGUUUAAGAAUUGUACUCUUUGUUAGGCACUAGGUAGGAGUUCUAAUUAGUAGGUUUGUUCUGCAGCUGUUGUCAUCAUAUAUUUUAUCGUGUUGUCUCACUUGUUGUUGUAGAAUAUUUAAAUGUACCCUGGUUUGCUAUUCUUCUUCUUAUUAUCUGUAUUUGAAAGAUUGUUUCUAAGUGGAUAUUGCUUUGAUUGUGAGUUUCUUCCAUGAAAUUUAGCAUAUGUUUUUGUGGUA